GUUGUACAACAGCCAGAGUCUUUGUCAACACUUUAAAGAUAAAAGUCCUCUCCGUAUUCUGAUUUAUCAUUCAAUAAAAAGCUGGGAGCGUUGCAUGUUGUUAGGUCGGUCGGGUUUCCGCAGCAAACAAAUUGUUUUUUCUGUCAUAUCCGACGGCGACCAUGAAGGUGGUUUGGGUUUUCCUGGUUGUUGCGAUACAUAGAGAUGUUCUGUGUGGAGAGGAAUGUGAGGAAAUCAUCGCUCCGAUGUGUAGAGGACUUAUCAGAUAUAAAAAGACGAAGAUGCCGAACAUGUUUGGACACCAAACUCAAGCGGAGGCGUACAGGAGAAUGGAGCGUUAUUGGGCCAGCAUGGACUUACCGUGUUCGAACAACUUCCGUUCAACGAUCUGUGGUGUUUUCUUCCCGCAAUGUAAAAGUGGAAAAGGUUCUUUGUCCGUAAAACUUCCAUGUCGGGAAGGGUGUCUGUACGCCAAGAAAGAAUGUCGAGAAUCCUUCAGAACCCUGAACAUGACAUGGCCAAGCAAGGUUUUGAAGUGUAAAACACUGAACAGAAAGAAGUCUAAGAACUGCAUCAAGCCUUAUCGAAAAAUGAAGAAACCUCCAGUUCCGAAAUUCCUUUAUUGUGAGCCGAAUCAAAUCGAGAUGUGUAAUGGAUUCAAUGUCGGGAAGGGUUCGCUUCCAAAUUUUUUCCAACAGGGGAAUCCAAAGGAGAUUUCCAAGGAACUGGAAAAUUAUCGUCUGCUCCUAAGAUCAAACUGCAGCCCGAACUUACGUUUCUUCAUGUGUGGUGUUUACAAGCCAUUCUGCCCUUCUAACAAUCGGCCGAUAGUUCUACCGUGUCGAGAGCUAUGUGAAGAGGUGAGGACGUCGUGUGAGCCAGCAUAUCGCCGAUUAUAUCAAGGACUUAAAUGGCCGGCCAAAUUCCAGUGUCACCGAUACCCGUACUCCAACUCGACCAUGAUACCUUGUAAGGUGCGUGACGUCAUCGGACCGGAUGAUGACGAACCUUUCAUACCAAGGUAUUAACAUUUCUGACAAAAUGAAGGAUUCGAUUUGCGGAUUUUUUUUUUCUGACGGAAAACUAUGAUUUGUAAAUCUGUUGAUUAUCCGGAUCGUGUUUUAUUAAACUAUCGUGAAAAACAAGCUCACUUCACAACAGUCAUACAUGUACAGCAAUUAGCAUUGAGUUCGAGGUUUCCCACUAUCUUUAUGUAUGUCUGCUUAUCAUUCAUUUUUUUUUUUUUUUUUUUUGCUUUGAAUCUUGAUUUUUCCAGGAUUCAUAAUAUACAUCCAUACAAGUUUUUGUACCAAAUAUAUGGAAUCUGGUGCCAGGAUCUCCAGAUGAGGUUGAUGAAACGCUCUCUGGAGUUAUCCCAAGGAAUACUACAUUGUAUUUUUACCUGUAACCGAUUUAAAUUUUCAAUGACUAAGAUAAUGAAAUCGUGUAUUUUCAUGCGCUAUUUUCCAUUCCAAUUAUAUAAAUAUGUUUGAAAUUA
Pecten maximus is the source of this 1498-nucleotide messenger RNA. RefSeq lists its product as uncharacterized. NCBI's taxonomy places the organism in Eukaryota, Metazoa, Mollusca, Bivalvia, Pectinida, Pectinidae. Gene Ontology annotation, molecular function: Wnt-protein binding; Wnt receptor activity. The record is from RefSeq and is a predicted model, not a curated record. Gene Ontology annotation, biological process: canonical Wnt signaling pathway; non-canonical Wnt signaling pathway. The transcript has 2 exons. Gene Ontology annotation, cellular component: plasma membrane. The coding region runs from base 162 to 1028 and encodes 288 amino acids.